GGGGGUUUUCGCCGGACGACAGAGGUCAGCGGUGGUUGCGCACUCAACAGUAAAGAAACCAAGGCGAACAGCAACACGGGUAGUGCUGCACAUGAAGUACGCACUCAGCGAUGAUAUUGAAGAGGCCUCUCAGGUUGUGAAGUUCUAUUGGAUUAAGCGGGUUUUGGACAAUAGUCGACAUAACGUCAGUGCCCUAACUCUGAAUUUGGUCCAUGGCUGGCGUGUUUCUGUUUCUUGUCCAAUAUUUACCCAUCGAUUUUGAUUUAAAUGGGUUUCGGAGAUAAAUGUGUCCAUAGAUUGUUAAAAGUGUUUCUUGUCCUAUUCAUUCUUAAAAUCUUGUCUAGUGCGUGCAAUUUGACCUAUUUCUGUUUCGUGGUAUGGCAGUUUGAUUCCGCACUACUCCGGUCAAUGAGCAUCACUUUGGGUAUAUUGGAGGGAAUGGAAGGCUAUGGUGGAAGAUAUUUGCCGCGGCACAGAGGAUAUUGCUGCAAAACUGGAGACAGAACAACAUCUUCCGUCAAGCACCAGAACAUCAGGAAACCGGGACAAGAGAAGGCCGGUACACUUGCUAAGAGGAACCGGAGGCUGAAUGUGAACCAGCACAAGGGCAUUGUGAAGCCCAAUAUGUGCUCGAACACUAACUCGAGGACAAUCCCAGCAAGCGAUACAGUGUCACGGAAGUUUGCGAAGGAGAGAAUGCUUCAGUCACAAAGCUCACACGGAUCAGUCGAGGGGUGCAAAAGACCACUUGCCGGUCGACAGGCGAGGAUCAAGGGCAGGGACGAAGUUGUGGCGGACAUGAAGUUUCAGGCCACCAAGAGGAAGAUGCAAGAACUUUAUCAAAAAGCAGAAACGGGUUACUUGAUUGAUUUCGUAGUAUAGGCAGCUGCUGUUCCAUAAACCUAAUACCCGGUAGGUCAUAAUUCUAUUAUUCCUUCUCAACAGACAAGAGGCGACGGACAGUGCAGGUAUUGGAUCCGCGUGAUCUCCCAAAGAUGGGAGCGAGUCAUAAGGGUCCGCGCGCCACAACUGCAAAA
Messenger RNA from Syzygium oleosum, 1037 nucleotides. RefSeq lists its product as uncharacterized. The record is from RefSeq and is a predicted model, not a curated record. The coding region runs from base 268 to 882 and encodes 204 amino acids. The transcript is spliced from 4 exons. NCBI's taxonomy places the organism in Eukaryota, Viridiplantae, Streptophyta, Magnoliopsida, Myrtales, Myrtaceae.